This is a messenger RNA of Triticum turgidum subsp. durum (durum wheat), 414 nucleotides long. NCBI's taxonomy places the organism in Eukaryota, Viridiplantae, Streptophyta, Magnoliopsida, Poales, Poaceae. The record is from the annotation of a GenBank genome assembly.
AUGAUUCUUUGUAAUGAUCGAGGGGAGAUCAUCUUCUCAGCGUGUAGGGCGCUCUACUCGUGCAGGGAAGCGCUAGAGGCGGAGUUAUGUGCAUGCAUGGAGGGUCUGUCAUUGGCUAUACAACGAUCAGAGCUUCCCAUUGAGCUGGAGUUGGACGCGCAAGUUGCUAUGUCUAUGAUCAUAUGUGAGGGAACUAAUCGAUCUGUUUAUGCAGCCCUAGUGAAGGAGAUUAGACAUCUUUUGAGUCUUCGUCGUACUUGUAUUACUCUUGUAUCUAGAUCUCAAAAUAAGGCUAGUGAUAGCCUAGCUACUUUUGGUAGAGGCCAGGGUAGAACUAUGACCUGGCUAGGUUCCGGGCCGCCGGAGACCUUGGUUAUCUCGCAUGAUGAUUGUAAUCCCGUGACUUUUGAGUAA